CUGCUCCUAUCCGGCGAGUCGUUUGCCUCCAACCGCGAGAAGCUGCAAGCCGCCGGUGUCACUGCGAUCAUCGCGUGUGGAUGCCGCUGCCACUUCGUGGACACGUUCACCUACCUAGACGUGCGGCUGAAGGACGACAGUCACGCAAAGGCUGGUCGACACCUCGACCCAGCCGCUGACUUCAUCGCCCUGCACUUGGCCAAGGGAGGAACUGUCCUCUGCCACUGCAAGGCGGGAAUCUGCCGCUCCACGACGAUGGUGAUGGCGUACCUGAUCAAGUAUCGCGGCCUUGGCGUUGACGAGGCACUAGCCGCCGUCCGGCAAGCGCGCCGCUGCGCCAACCCGCGCGGCGAGUUCGUGGCUGCUCUG
This is a messenger RNA of Emiliania huxleyi CCMP1516, 369 nucleotides long. RefSeq lists its product as hypothetical. Lineage: Eukaryota; Haptophyta; Isochrysidales; Noelaerhabdaceae. The transcript has a single exon. The record is from RefSeq and is a predicted model, not a curated record. Gene Ontology annotation, biological process: protein dephosphorylation; regulation of MAP kinase activity. Gene Ontology annotation, cellular component: cytoplasm. Gene Ontology annotation, molecular function: JUN kinase phosphatase activity. The annotation marks the transcript as partial.